Molecule: messenger RNA, 962 nt
Organism: Perca fluviatilis (European perch)
Lineage: Eukaryota; Metazoa; Chordata; Actinopteri; Perciformes; Percidae
Product: GPI-linked NAD(P)(+)--arginine ADP-ribosyltransferase 1-like
Exons: 2
Coding region: 1-810 (269 amino acids)
Molecular function (GO): NAD+ poly-ADP-ribosyltransferase activity; NAD+-protein-arginine ADP-ribosyltransferase activity
Source: RefSeq, a predicted model, not a curated record
AUGGCAUUGAUGGUCGUUUUGGCAGCAGUGCUUCUCACUUAUGGAGUCUCUCCAGGAAUUGGAAUGCGGGCCCGUGAAUCUGAUGCUGUAGCUGGGAAAAACAGUGUGUUUCCACUGGACAUGGCUGAAAACUCUGUUGACGACAUGUACGAUGGGUGUGAAGAUAAAAUGAAGCAGAGGGUAACAGAAGACCUUAAGAAUGAGAAGAACAACAACCCAAACUUCACAGAGGUCUGGGACCGCUCAGAGAACGAAGUACACUGGUCAGAAGAACUUACAGAAGUACUGACAAAAAACCAGAGUGUAGCUAUCCGUACUUACACUGAUGAAGGUGUGUAUGGAGAUUUCAACGCUGCAGUUCGAACCCAGGGACCUCGGUACAAUACCACAUUCGGGUAUCACGCACUUCACUUUCUCUUGACUACUGCCAUUCAAGAUAUAAGAGCCUUUGAUAAAAAUGAAUGUCUCACUGGCUACCGUAGAGUCAACGUGUCCUUUAGCCAAGAUGUUGAAAACACAUCGAUUCGCUUCGGCUCUUUCACCUCAGCCUCACUGGGUGGUUACGCCGAUGAAGACCUUUUCGGAAACAAGUCAUGCUUUGAGAUUCUCACGUGCAUGGGAGCAAAUAUCACCCUCUAUUCUAUAUUUCCGGAUGAAAGCGAAGUGCUGAUUCCUCCCCAUGAGGUCUUUAAUGUCGUAGUGAUAAAAAACAGGUCAACUAUGCAGCCAGAUCUUCCAUGUGAGGUGGUCUAUAAAGUGAGGAGUACAGGCUAUGUUUCCAAGUUGAAUUGUGCUCUUUUUCCGAAGUAAACACUUUCACAUGUUUAACAUACAGUUAACAAAACAUGUACAAUUUAGGAUGCACCAUUUUAAGUACUGCAAAAGAUCUUUAAUCAAGAUUAAUGUGAAUGUGGAUUUAUUUGUUAACAAUCUCAAAUUGAGGUGUAGAUUUUUAAACAAGU